CGCGGCGACGCCGGCGCCCGCGAGUCUCGUGACCGCGCGCCCCGCCCGGAGCUUCGCCGUCAUGCAGUCCCCGGCGGUGCUCGUCACCUCCAGGCGAGUUCAGAAUGUCCACACAGGCCUGGACCUGACCGUGCCCCAGCACCAGGAGGUACGGGGCAAGAUGAUGUCAGGGCAUGUGGAGUACCAGAUCCUGGUGGUAACCCGGCUGGCUGCAUUCAAGUCGGCCAAGCACAGGCCUGAGGAUGUCGUCCAGUUCUUGGUCUCCAGAAAGUACAGUGAUAUUGAGGAGUUUUACCAGAAACUCAGCAGUCGUUAUCCGGCGGCCAGCCUUCCCCCCCUCCCCAGGAAGGUGCUCUUUGUGGGGGAGUGUGACAUCCGGGAGAGGAGAGCCAUGUUCGAUGAGAUCCUGCGCUGUGUCUCGAAGGAUGCUGAGUUGGCAGGCAGCCCUGAGCUGCUAGAAUUCUUAGGUACCAGAUCCCCCGGGGCUGCGGAUCUCAGCAGCAGAGAUUUCUCUGUCCUGGACACAGACAGCCAAGCAGGGGACGAUGGGGAUGCUUUCGACUUCUUCCAGCAGCAGGACCGAGUGGAGGGUGAGGGUCUCCCCACGCUGGGCCAGAAGGGCCAGGAUGCAGGGAAGUCCUCAGAGGAGGAGGAGGAGGAGGAGGAGGCCCUGGACCCUCUGGGCAUCAUGCGCUCCAAGAAGCCCAAGAAACGCCCGGAAGUGGCCGUGAAGCCCAAACCCUUGCCCCGUCUCUCCAUCUUUGAUGAGGAGGUGGACCCCGACGAGGGGCUCUUUGGCCCGGGAAGGAAGCCCUCUCCCCGGAGCCCCGCAGAGGACGCGCCCCCCAGGGACUCCCUGAAACUGUUUGACGAUCCUGACCUCAGCGGAGCCGUCCCCCUGGGUGACCCCUUACUGCUGCCAGCUGCCCCCGAGAGUGGAGGACCCACGUCCCGCCCAGGCUGCAGGGAGGCCUCCAAGGAGCUGUCCAGAGUCGAAGAGGACUUGGACCAGAUUCUGAACCUGGGGGCUGAGUCCAAACCCCAGCUUCAGCCCCAGCCCAAGCCCAAGCCUCCAGUGGCAGCUAAGCCAGCGCUACUCAGAAAACCAGCUGUUCCCCCCAGAGCGGGUUCAUCUGAGGCUUUGGCCAGGCAGCAGAAGCAGCAGCAGGUCCAAGCCAUGGACGAGACGGACAUCUUACAGUACAUCCGGGACCACGACGCGCCUGGCCAGGCUGCCCCCAGCCUCUUCUGACCACCCCCAAGCCCUGUGCUGUUCCUGAGCCAGCAGACUCUCUGCUGUGGAGGGGCACGUAGUGAGGUGCAGACUUGGACCUGUAGGGCCAGAACCUCUAUUCCCAAGGGAGGGAGGGGGGAAGCCUGGGUCAUAGGACCCCUGUACUGCCUUUUUGCUUUUUCUCAGGCCUGUGGGUUCAUGGAAUCCUGCAAGAUGCGGAGAGCAAGGUCACUAUAGGAAUUGGAGCCUAAAAUGUCUCAGCCAUGUGGAUGUGGAGGGGAGAGCAUGUGGAGAUGCCUUGCUAACCAGGAGCCCAGCCCCCAGGAUGUCAUGAGACUGGGAGCGCGGGGGGCCAGGGAGGCUCCACUUGGGGCGGGAAACUUUGUGCCCACUUGUGCCCACCGGCUCUGCCAGCCCCAGCACGGGAGGGAGGGCCUGGCCAACUUGGGGUUUGGGUGGGGGUCUCCAUGCCAAGCCAGUCUGGAGUCUCUAGUCACCAUGGCUCCUGGAGGCUUGCAGGCCCUGGGAGGGUCCCCAGGAGAGGGGUGCUGAGUGGGUGCCUAGGAGAGCCUGGCUAGGUGGGGUGGCCGAGCCACCUCCGGUUACCAGGUGCUAAGCACGGUGCCUUCCCAAGUGUCGAAGCUCAAGGGAGACGUCAGGCCCAGCCCUGCCUCUGGUGUGUAGAUGGCCUGACAAUCCCCAUGUCUUCCUCUCUCUUCCUUUCCUAGGGAAGGCCUGGCCAGACCACGGCCUUCUUGGGCCUCUGGCCAUAGGGCCGAUGUCCACCGUUACAGCUUUGAGCACAAUUGUCCCUGCAUCUUUCAGGGACACCUGUGGCUGAGGUGCCCCUCCUUCUCACGGCAGGCCUGGGCUGGAUGCUCUUCGGCCGCUACUUGAAGGGCCCCGUCUGUCCAGCGGUGGAUGCUGCCAGGCCUUCCCUGUCCUCAGGGUCUGGAUUUGCUCACUGGCCUUCCCCCAGUGGGAGCCUCCUUCCCAGGAGAAGGAGCCCUGUGCCGGGCAGAGCCAGUGCCUUAGACUUCUCCCCGACCCCCUUGCCCCGGCAUACGGGUCUGAGCAUGGUGCAGUGCUCAGGAAACUCUCAGUGAAUGAGUGAUGUUUAAUGGAGCAAAGAAUGCCUCUUUUUUUUUUUUUUUGAUAUAGUCUUCAUGUUCAGAAUUAGUUUUUAAGGAAACACAGGUUUUUAAGAAAAUGCAACCGCUCUUGUCCCUUGGGUUGUGCCUCUUGACAGAGAGGAUUGGAAGGAGGAUUUGGGAUUAGGACCCCAGGCCGUUCCCGAUCGGGGCCAGGAGCCAACCCUGAUCCCUCAGGGAUUCUGCCUGAGCCAGGCCGGUGUUUGCUGCCCUCAGAGUCUCUAGCACCCGCUGCCCAGUGCCAGGACCUGCAGGGCGGGCGGGAGCGCUCAGUCUGGUCUGUCCCGCGUCUCACGUAUCUCGUCAGCUGUGCAGUCCCGAAAGGCCGUCCCCCUUCCCCUCCACGGGUGCCAGCGUGAGAGGAAAUAGGCAGCUCCGGGGACUGAGAGCCUAGUUCCUCCGCCCCCUCUGCCUUGUCUGGGCCCCGCGGGCAGCCUCCCUGGGACCCUGAGCUGGCUCCGGGACAGCCCCAGCCCCCAGCACAAGCCGCCCCUCUUCUCUUUCACUGCCAGGCCUUCACACCUGCACGCCGCGCUGGGGUCCGCACCCUUGCUGACUGCAGGAAGGCCUCCGAAGGAAGGAGCAGGUGGUGAGGUGAUGGGCUGCCGUGGCCUCUCUCUCCUCCCUGUUCUCUCCUCUGGGCCGCUCCCUCCCUGGCUCCUCCUGCCCCCAGCGUGCGACAUAGGAGAGAGGGUGCAGCUGGCAGGUGCCCGUGGGGGGCUGGUCCUCUGGUGGGGGGGUCACAGGUGGAAGCUGCCACUCCAGUGUAGCUUCGUCCACUGCUAGCCCGGCCUCCUCCCUGGCGGCCUGGCACUCGGACACCUCAGCAGAGAUACUGAUGCUCCGCGGCGCCGCAGGUCUGUGCCCCACCGGCCAAUCUGUGACAUCCAGUCAUCCAAUAAAGUCCGUGUCAG
Molecule: messenger RNA, 3299 nt
Organism: Eubalaena glacialis (North Atlantic right whale)
Lineage: Eukaryota; Metazoa; Chordata; Mammalia; Artiodactyla; Balaenidae
Gene: HS1BP3
Product: HCLS1 binding protein 3
Exons: 7
Coding region: 62-1252 (396 amino acids)
Molecular function (GO): phosphatidylinositol binding
Source: RefSeq, a predicted model, not a curated record